CGCGCCAUUCCUGGAAAGACUCAGGCUCUCCUAAGUGGCCCUAACAGCAGUUCUAUCACUAAUUCUAGCUUCUCCUUGCCUGCUGGUGCGAGCGAAGCGUCUGCGCAUACUGGCGGCAUCACAAAGCCCCCGUACGAUCGUCCUCGUCCUAUUGUCCACCUAGACGUUGCCUUUCUGCCAGGGGGAGGUUCGCAUUAUUUUGUAGAUGUGGAAUGGUUCAAGCGAGUGCGCGCUCGUCAUUAUAUAGCUACUGAUCCUAUGGUUACGUCAGCUCUAAUGGAAGCCAUUUUAGUUGGAAAGGAGUCCUGGACAGAGAUGUGCCCUUUUGGCGAAUUUACCGUGGCGUCAUCAUACCUGUUUGUCUUGCUCCCUCCUUUUCGAGUGGCUGAUCCUGCUCUAGUCUCCUGUCCAGAUCUGCCUCAUGGGCCCGCGAAUCCGAUUCUUACCUUUCUGGUUGACCGAUUUCACUCGAUUCCAGCUCCAGUGUAG
Protopolystoma xenopodis is the source of this 489-nucleotide messenger RNA. The record is from the annotation of a GenBank genome assembly. Lineage: Eukaryota; Metazoa; Platyhelminthes; Monogenea; Polystomatidea; Polystomatidae.